GGGAUGUGGAUUGUAGUUAAUCGCUGUUAUCGUCGAACAUCGAUCGCCCAUCCACACAGCGCAGGACAUCGGCAUUCAUUCAUGUGGGUGUAGCCUACUGGAGACGAAGAUUAGUCUUGGAGACAAGAAAGAAGGGCGCGUGCGUUGGAAUCGGGGGCUGGUUAGCAUUGUUUGUGAUUGAACAUCAAGGUAUCGGGCAUUGAGGCUGGUGUGAUGGCUUGUUUGUACAGCUGCCGGCACCCGCUCUGGGGCGGAACGGGGACGUGCUCAGAACAGGAUGACCUUAUUGGCUACGAAUGCUCGUGCGAUGACGACGGAUUUACCUCAAUGGACUCGUUCGGGAACCCCAGCUGUGUGUUGAGGCGCGCUUUAGUGGCUGGGUAUAUCAUAAUUGCAGUAUGUGGAUCAAGCACGGUUGGCUUCCUGGCCUGGAAUGCAUUGAAGCAAAGCCACCUGCCAAGAACAGCUCAAGCCACGAGACGGGCUAUGCUACGCCUACGUCUGAUAUGGUCUGCCAGCGCCUACAGCGGAAGCGCUUCGAUCAUUUUCUGUGUGGCAGCAGCCGACGGCGGCCUCUACGCCAACGGAUUGAAGGCGCUGUGCAGCAUCACUUUUCCUCUGGUGUGCAUGGCGGUGGCACAUAUGAUCGACCUCUGGAUAAACACUCUCCCGACGCAGCUCGUACCUGCAGACAGCGUGGCUAUCAAGGUGAUCAAGCUGGCCGAGAAGAAAAAUCUCUGCCUGUGGGUGGGCUGGCUGGCUAUUGCUGGGCUCACGCCCUUCGGCCUCUUGACGUUCUUCGUCUUGGACGUCAUCAAGGUCGUGAGGGCCGUCAACCUGGUGAUCUGCUUCAACUUUGUCGGGGUCAAUCUUACCAAAAUCAUCAACGGGGCCAAGCGAAAUGCCGGGCCAUCAUCGAUAGCGUUCUACGAGCAAGCGAUACAUACCCUGAGGAUUCAAGUCUUCGCGCUCACUGUGGCCGGAGUUGUGUGGAUCGUCAUGGUGGUGGCCCUCGAGCCGUACCUAGGCGGUGUCGGAGCACGAACUCCAGUUAUCCCGUUCACGAUUAUGUUAUUGGACGCUUUUGUGGGGUUUAGCUUGGCUGUUCACUUUGCCAAGAUAGGCCCGACAAGCCGCCAAUCGUUCAACCCACUUAAUCAGCUGGGAACCCAGAUGAAUUCCGCGGCAUCGCCGUGGGGUGGGGCAAGAGCGAUACUGUCCGACGUCGGGGCCAAGGCCUCCGAGGUUAUGUCAAUGUUGGCGGCACCUACAGAGAAGCGCGUGGUGCCGGUGACGACCCCACCAAGAGGAUCCUGUUAG
Molecule: messenger RNA, 1320 nt
Organism: Ectocarpus siliculosus
Lineage: Eukaryota; Phaeophyceae; Ectocarpales; Ectocarpaceae
Source: the annotation of a GenBank genome assembly